This is a messenger RNA of Angiostrongylus costaricensis, 1944 nucleotides long. NCBI's taxonomy places the organism in Eukaryota, Metazoa, Nematoda, Chromadorea, Rhabditida, Metastrongylidae. The record is from the annotation of a GenBank genome assembly.
AUGGCUGACAAUCAGUACGCUCCUUUGACGGCCAACAUGGUUCGCAUGCUGACGGACAAGCUGUACGAAAAACGAAAGGCUGCUGCUCUCGACAUCGAAAAGUUGGUUCGUGAUCUCCAUGCUACGGAGCAAAUAGUUCAACUGGACAAGCUUCUCGUUGUGCUCCGGGAGCUUGCGAUGGCUUCGAACGGACACACGCGAAAAGGGGGUCUCAUAGGGUUGGCGGCUGCUGCCAUUGCACUUGGAAAGAAUGCUGCAUCUUACACAGUCGAACUGAUCGAUCCCGUUCUGUCAUGCUUCAAUGAUCCUGAUUUACGAGUGCGAUAUUAUGCUUGUGAGUCUCUCUACAACAUCGUUAAAAUUUGCAAAGUUUCUGUGCUAAGUCAUUUUGAUCAGCUAUUUGAUGUGUUGUGGAAGUUGUCAGCGGACACCGACCAAAAUGUCCGAAGUGGAGCUGAACUCCUUGAUCGUUUGUUAAUGGAUAUCGUCGUUUCAAAGGAGGACUUUGAUAUUGCCAAUCUAAUGAGCCUUAUACGGGAUCGAAUUUAUGUUCAAACCAGCUCCAGUCGGAAGUUUAUUGUGGCAUGGCUGAAUGUGAUGCUUACAACACCGACAUUUAACUUAUUACCGUAUGUCGCAGAAGUGUCUGAUGGACUUUUUCGGAUGCUAGCAGAUGGCCAGCCUGCAGUUCGAGAUCUGACGGAAACACUGUUAGGCCAGUUUUUACAGGGCGAAGAUCGAUCUCAAAUGGUCAGUGUAUUACUGGCUCAUGCACAUGAGGACGAACCACCAUUAGGUAGAAAGCUGUCACUUAUUUGGAUGGACGAGUUCAUAAGAAUAUACAAAGAUAAAAUGCUACCGUAUUUAUCGUCAUAUCUCACUGCUAUAUUGCCUUCUUUAGAUUGUGACACAUUAAAAGGUUGUUCUUUGCUUUGGUAUAAGUCGGUUUACUUUCUAAGUAUUUGCAUUGUCUCCCGUUUAGCUAAAAGUAUCAAUGAAUGUCUGUUGCAAUUGUUUUGCAACGCGGUUCUUUUGUGUUCUACAAGUCAUGGAACAAACUUUUGUCUAUUUCCGCUUCUAGAAGUUCUGCUGAAGUUUGUCGUUCAUGAAAAGCGAGACACACGGCUAGCAGUACUGAACUGGAUCCGGCAUUUGAAUGCAACGGUGCCUUCUCAGCUCUUUCUGCAUAUGGGCUCUAUAUUUCCUGUUCUUCUACAAACUUUGUCAGAUACUUCAGACGAGGUAUUGCUUUUGGAUCUCCACCUUCUAUCCGAUAUAUGUCAGUCCAAUUCGGAACGCUACGACUUUAACCUAACGAGCUUCCAGUUAAGCGAGGAUACGAUUAAGAAUCUUUCUCCAGUAUCUCCCUCUCUUGUUAAAUUCGCUAUAAGCCUACUGGAGAUGUUUCGCGCAGAGCCUUCUUUGCUUAAUGAUAGAGGAGUCUUAAUUAUCAGGCAGCUUUGUCUCCUCAUGGAACCGGCACAUAUCUACCGAGCACUUUGUAACGUUGUUUCGAUGCUACAUGGCGUCUUAUUUACUGCAACUGAGUUGUUCAUUUUGCGUGACCAACUGAGAAAUCUUGAAGGAAAGGAUUCGGUGUCGCUGUUUGAGUGUGUGUUCCGUUGUUGGUGCUACCGACCCAUCGCUCUACUCGGCUUAUGUCUGUUGUCGCAGAAUUAUGCUCAAGCCGCCGAUAUUGUUCUUAUGCUAUCGCAAGUGGAUAUAACACUGGAUGUGCUCGUCGAAAUCGACAAGCUGGUAAAUAUGAUAGAAAGUCCUGUCCUAGCCUACGUGCGAAUGGAUUUGUUAUCUUCUUGUCAUCAACGUUCGCUGUCGACGGUUUUGUCUGCUCUGUUGAUGUUAAUGCCGCAGUCUGAUGCCUUCCAUACCUUGCACAGACGUCUACAAGCCAUACCUUCUCUUGCCACUGUUGGGUGGGUUUAG